CACCAACUCAAUUAUCAAAGUGCUGCAUGCAAACUUAACACUGGCGACGCCAACAAAUGUGUCGUUUCCAAUUGUAAUAAAGCCGUUAAUGUCCGCAAAGUGUGCUUAACGUAAUCAGCAAGCCCAGCUGACGAGGCUGUCUUUUGAGCCAUCUUGGACGCCGGUUUUGUGAGGCGCCGGCCAUCGAUCCGACUUAGUGCGCCAAAUCAAGUGGCCUGUGCAUCAUCGCUGCCAGUUUAUCAGCAAGGGUCAGCUAGAGCCUGUACCAACAUCUUGCUUAUCUCAGUUUUAUCAAUGGAGAAGUGGACUGUUUUGGGGCUUACAGCAGUUUUGCAGCCGUAGUCGCGGAUUUGCGUCGUAAAAAUCGCCAAAAUGAGCAGCCGAUCGAAGGAAAAAGUCACCGCAAUGUUCCGCAAAAUUUUCAAAUCCUCCAACAAAGACGGCGAGGGUCCCAGCAAGGCCAAUCCCUCGGGGUCUGGUUCUCCCGCGCGCCGCCUCCUGAGGGGUUGCCGCGAUUCCGUGUCUCCCGCCGCCCCCCAAGCCAGUCCAGCCUUCACCUCCAGCAAGGGGAAAAAGGGGGAAGACGGCCCCUCGCACAAAAGUGUCCGCGCCCGGAGACUCAUGAAGGAGUAUCGCGAUUUGCAGCGCCUCCAAAACUCCAAAACGGACCCGGUGUUUACCGUCGAGUUAGUUGACGAUAAUUUGUUCGAGUGGCACGUGAAAGUGUACAAACUGGACGCUGAAAGUGAACUAGGCAACGACAUGAAGGAGUUGGGGAUCAACUACAUUCUGCUGCAUGUUGUUUUUCCCGAGAACUUUCCCUUCGCCCCUCCCUUCAUGCGGGUGAUUUCGCCGCGGAUAGAGAAAGGGUUUGUUAUGGAGGGCGGCGCGAUUUGCAUGGAGUUAUUGACACCAAGGGGGUGGGCGAGUGCUUACACAGUCGAGGCCGUUAUCAUGCAAUUCGCCGCCAGUGUCGUUAAGGGUCAGGGCCGCAUCCAGAGGAAGACCAAAGGGCAAAAAGUGUUCAGUAAAAGGACGGCAGAGGAGAGCUUUAGGUCGCUGGUGAAGACCCACGACAAGUACGGCUGGGUCACACCCAGCCUAGCCGAUGGUUAGAUAGUCUUGUCCAAAAAUAUCGAAUCCGUUCCGUUUAACAGUGUUAUCUGAAUGUUCAGAAUAGAUAUGUAUUUUAUGAUAAAGCUGUAUACUUAUAUUGUCCAGUUUAGACAUUUAUUCAAAUCACGGUUAGGUAAUCAUGAUUCGUUCCUUUCGCCAAAGAAACGGAAAAUCCUUCCAAUAUUCUGAUCCCGAUUUAAUUGGAAUUCCCAAGUAGUGUUUGUCACAUUUGACUUUUAUCUUCCCUUGAGUUUCCCUUGCGAUUUCGCCCCAGUGCAUGCGAGUAAUAUCUAUCAGUGUGGAACAAACAUCAAAACUAUAAAGCACCAAUUUCAAGCUCAUUUUUUCGAUAAUAUGUGUUGAAGCUUCGCGAAAAUAAUGUUAGACAAGUUGCUGUACCCACAAUUACGUUCAAUGUAGAUAGGAAAUUUUUAAAUUCAAUACUUUUUACCCGUACUUGUAUCUUACUAAACUUGUGUCAUUUUCAUUAUGAGUAUUGAAAAUGAGGCGAGUUUAGAAAUGGCUAAAUGGUAAUGUGUUUUGCAUGACUGAAAUUUUUCAUUUGAAAAAAAAUGUGAUUGUUUACUAUACAUGACACAAAUAAUACAGGGUGAACAAAAGGUGAUGCUAAUACUUUAGGCAAAUUUGAUUGCUCGCUUUGUUCAGCCUGUAUAAUCUUUAAUUUUGUUUUGUCAAGUUAUGCGGCAAAACUGAAGUACUAAAGGCUAAUGUUCAAAAAUGAAAAUGCUCAUACAAAGUAUAUUUUAUAGUACAUUUAAGUAAAACAGGUGAGUUAGUAUAAUUGUUGUACCUCCAAAAAGUCCACUGAAACAGUAUUUUUAGCUAAUAGUUGUGAUUUGUUAUUAAAUGUGUAUUUUUUUAUUUACUAUUUUGUCUUCCAGGGUCAAUUUUAUGUAACCAAUUUAUUUUUAAGAUACAUAUUUAAAUAUGAGUCAAGUAAUUGUUACUUAAUGAUAAUAAAUGUAACAUUAAAUGUU
Messenger RNA from Tribolium castaneum (red flour beetle), 2114 nucleotides. RefSeq lists its product as uncharacterized. The record is from RefSeq and is a predicted model, not a curated record. Lineage: Eukaryota; Metazoa; Arthropoda; Insecta; Coleoptera; Tenebrionidae. The transcript has 2 exons. The coding region runs from base 373 to 1116 and encodes 247 amino acids.